This is a messenger RNA of Dipodomys ordii (Ord's kangaroo rat), 1263 nucleotides long. RefSeq names its product RAB31, member RAS oncogene family (gene Rab31). The coding region runs from base 161 to 748 and encodes 195 amino acids. The record is from RefSeq and is a predicted model, not a curated record. Lineage: Eukaryota; Metazoa; Chordata; Mammalia; Rodentia; Heteromyidae. The transcript has 7 exons. Gene Ontology annotation, molecular function: GTPase activity; GTP binding.
GGCGGCACGUGACCCAGCGCAGCCGGCUCGGCCCAGAAAUAGCCAAGACGGCGGUUCCGCCUUGGGCCGGCGCGAUCUUGGGGAGACGGCGGGACGCAGGCCGGGCGCGGUGCAGCCCGGACGAUGCUGCUGAGCCCCAGCACGGCCCUGCCCGGAGCACAUGAUGGCCAUACGGGAACUCAAAGUUUGUCUUCUCGGGGACACAGGGGUUGGGAAGUCAAGCAUCGUGUGCCGCUUUGUCCAGGACCACUUUGACCACAAUAUUAGCCCCACCAUUGGGGCAUCUUUCAUGACCAAAACUGUGCCUUGUGGAAACGAACUUCAUAAAUUCCUCAUCUGGGACACUGCUGGUCAGGAACGGUUUCAUUCCCUGGCACCCAUGUACUAUCGCGGAUCUGCUGCAGCUGUCAUAGUGUAUGAUAUCACCAAACAGGAUUCAUUUCAUACCUUGAAGAAAUGGGUUAAAGAGCUGAAAGAACAUGGUCCAGAAAACAUUGUAAUGGCUAUUGCUGGUAACAAAUGUGACCUCUCAGAUAUAAGGGAGGUUCCCUUGAAGGAUGCCAAGGAAUAUGCUGAAUCCAUAGGUGCUAUUGUGGUUGAAACAAGUGCAAAGAAUGCUAUUAAUAUUGAGGAGCUCUUUCAAGGAAUCAGCCGCCAGAUCCCACCCUUGGACCCCCAUGAAAAUGGAAGCAGUGGAAUGGUCAAGCUUGGGAGCCAGAGCUCGCAAGUCAGCCGACGGUGCUGCUGACCUGAGGCCUGAGCCUUUAUCAUGGGCCCUGCUGAAGGAGCCUACUCUGGGGCUGGCACCCACCAUACUCCUGAAAGACCUUCAGGGAGAGGAGCAGGAAAUGUCCCUGAAAAACAAGAUCUCAGAAAACUGGAGGAAAAACAGCAACAAAAACCACACCAUCCCAACAUGCCUAAAAUCCAUGAAAUGCACCAGAGAGAGAUUAGACUUAAUAGGUAUAGUUGCUUUUGCUAAAAAUCUUAGAAAAUUUUCAAGUUUAUACACAAUCUGAAAGUAUACAUUUUCCUCUGACUUUGGUGUCACUUAUAUAGCCAGAUCCAGUUGUUUCUCCAGGGCCUUCAUUACAUGGCCAGCCAUCACCACAAGGAAGUAUCAGAGCAGAAGGCAAGUUUUUAUCUGGCUUUGGAAGUAAGCCUUUAUUAUACUUUUCUGAAGAAAAUCAGAGAACUGUAACUGGACCAUCACUCAAGCUGAGACUUGAGAAUCUCUAAAACAAAAGAAAGAUACAAUAGAGA